AUGGGUGAGUUAGUUUUAGAUUCGGACAAUGAAGACGUUCCAUUGUCAAUAUUGCUGAAGGAUAGAAGGUCCGUCAUGAUUAAAGAUGAGUAUGAGGAAGAUGAGGACAGCUUUGCAUCGAUUAAAAAGGAAAACUAUUCUGUGAAGACAGAAGUUAAAAUUGAGGAAGAAAAGAAAGAUACACGCGCUUCAAAGAAACGGUCAAGAACAACAAAGGUUAAAAAUGAAGGUGAAAAGUCCACAAAGAAGAGAAAGACCUCGAAGCGGAAAAAUGCAAAAGGCGUGAAAAAGGAGAAAAAAGUGACGGUUAAAAAAGAGAGGAAACCAAAAAGAAAGCCAAAAACAGAAGCGGAAAAGCGUAAAGAGAGAGAGCUAAAGCUCAAAAAGGAAGAAGAAGAGGCACACAUUUAUAAAUGGUGGGAGAAUCAGGAUGACUUAGAUGGAGAAAUCAAAUGGCACACUCUAGAACACCACGGAGUGAUUUUUCCAGAUGAAUAUAAGCCACUGCCAAAAAGUGUGAAGCUUUUGUAUGACGGAAAACCGGUUAGUCUGCCUCCAGAGGCGGAAGAGGUUGCAGGAUUUUAUGGUGCAAUGUUGGAGACGGAACAUGCAAAAAAUCCCGUUUUCCAAAAAAACUUCUUCAGGGAUUUCAAGGCAGUUUUGAAGGAAUCAGGCGGUUGUCCCGAGGCUAAGAUUACAAAAUUCGAGAAGUGCGACUUCUCUCAUAUAUACAAGUAUUUCGAUAAGCAAAGAGAGAAGAAGAGAUCGUUGCCUCCUCAGGAGAAAAAGAGAAUAAGAGAAAAGAGAGCGAAAGCGGAAGAAAAGUACAAAUUUUGCAUGUUGGAUGGCCGUAAAGAGCAGGUUGGAAACUUUAAGAUUGAGCCUCCGGGACUUUUCCGAGGUCGUGGAGCGCAUCCAAAAACUGGAAUGCUCAAGAGACGUGUAUAUCCAGAACAAGUGACUCUUAAUCUUGGAAACGAAGCAGAAGUUCCACUUCCUCCAAAGGGCCAUAAUUGGAAAGAAGUCAGGCAUGAUAACACUGUUUCGUGGUUGGCAAUGUGGCGUGAGAAUAUUUCCAACUCAUUUAAGUACGUGAGAUUUGCUAACAACUCAUCAUUAAAGGGAAUCAGCGAUUUCAAGAAGUUCGAAAAGGCCCGGGCAUUGAAAAAUGUUAUUGACGACAUCAGAAAGGACUACCGCAGGAAAUUAAAGUCGAAGUUGAUGAUUGAGCGGCAAAUCGCGACUGCUACUUAUUUUAUAGAUGUGCUAGCAUUGAGAGCAGGAGGAGAAAAGUCGGAAGAUGAGGCUGAUACGGUUGGAUGUUGCUCUUUGAGAUACGAACACAUCUUUUUGAGGCCUCCAAACACGGUUAUAUUUGAUUUUCUCGGUAAGGAUUCGGUCCGCUUUUAUCAGGAGGUGGAAGUUGAUCCUCAAGUUUUCAAAAACCUUCGGAUUUUCAAGAAAACACCCAAAAAACCAGGUGAUGAUCUAUUUGACAGGUUGGAUCCAAGUAUUUUGAACAAGUACUUCCACAGUUAUCUACCAGGAUUGACUGCAAAAGUGUUCCGUACGUACAACGCCUCUAAAACAAUGCAGGAUCAACUGGAUUUGAUCCCCAACAAAGGAACCGUAAACGAGAAAGUGGUUCGUUUCAAUGCUGCAAACAGAGAGGUGGCCAUCUUAUGUAAUCACCAGAGAAAUGUCAGUAAGGGAUUCGAGGCCAGCUUGCAGAAGAUGAACGAAAAAAUUGAGGAAAUGCAGUGGAGGAAGUUCCGUUUGAAGCGGGUGAUGCUCCAAUUGGACAAGAAUUUGAAGAGGAAGAAGGGUAAGGCAUACUUUGAUGAGAUAGAAACACUGUCUAAGGAAAAAGAGCAGCAAAUAAUCAAUAGUUUGCUGGAGAAGGAGAAGGAGAGAAACGAAAAAAGGUAUACGAGAGAGAAGCAGAAACUCGAUUGGGAUAAGAAGACCAUUUCACAGAAAGAAUACCACGAGCGGCUUGAGAGUUUGAAGGAAGAUAAGAAGAAAAGAGCUGAAAAGCACAGAGAGAAGAGCAAGCAGUUGAAAGCAGAGGCUAGAAACCAUAAGUAUGACCUAUCGGCAUCAGUCACUGUUGAAAAACUCGAAAAACAGGUUGAUAAGCUUGAAGAGAGAAUACGAAAUGCUCAUCUUCAGUUGAAAGACAGAGAAGACAACUCCAGUGUCGCCUUAUCCACUUCUAAGGUCAACUACAUUGAUCCAAGAUUGACCGUCAUGUUCUCAAAAAAAUACGAUGUGCCAAUUGAAAAGCUGUUUACGAAAUCGUUGCGGCAGAAGUUUGCAUGGGCAAUCGAGUCUGCUGAUAAGGACUGGAGGUUCUAA
Brettanomyces bruxellensis is the source of this 2358-nucleotide messenger RNA. RefSeq names its product DNA topoisomerase 1 (gene TOP1). Gene Ontology annotation, cellular component: nucleolus; chromosome. Lineage: Eukaryota; Fungi; Ascomycota; Pichiomycetes; Pichiales; Pichiaceae. The transcript has a single exon. The coding region runs from base 1 to 2358 and encodes 785 amino acids. The record is from RefSeq and is a predicted model, not a curated record. Gene Ontology annotation, molecular function: DNA topoisomerase type I (single strand cut, ATP-independent) activity; DNA binding. Gene Ontology annotation, biological process: DNA topological change; DNA replication; chromosome segregation.